Molecule: messenger RNA, 2282 nt
Organism: Oncorhynchus kisutch (coho salmon)
Lineage: Eukaryota; Metazoa; Chordata; Actinopteri; Salmoniformes; Salmonidae
Product: zinc finger protein with KRAB and SCAN domains 8
Exons: 2
Coding region: 164-1378 (404 amino acids)
Biological process (GO): regulation of transcription by RNA polymerase II
Cellular component (GO): nucleoplasm
Molecular function (GO): DNA-binding transcription repressor activity, RNA polymerase II-specific; RNA polymerase II cis-regulatory region sequence-specific DNA binding
Source: RefSeq, a predicted model, not a curated record
GCUCAUGUCUCCGCCCUUACAGUGGGAAGGUAGGCGACAACCUUGGGUCAAAAAUAAGCCCAUAUAAACGCGUUGGCCUAGUUUCGGACAGAGUUAGGGGAGAGUGAAACCCUCUUUAUUUUUUCGACUUAGUAGCUAUCUAGCAAACGUUCCUUCUGUACAAAUGUCUAAAAUAGAGUUAUUGAGAGUGUUUCUAAACCAGAGAUUGAUAGCGGCAGCUGAUGAGAUAUUUGGUGUCGUUGAAGAAACGUUAGCAGAGUACCAGGAAGAGGUUUCUCGCACAAAGGAGGAGAACAGGCGUCUACUGAUCACGCUUGAUAUCCUUACUAAGCCAGAUAACAAGUUACAUAGACAAGAAGACCUCCAGCAGCUCCCUGUCACUGUGUCUGAUGAGGUGGUUUCACCUGAGCAGCAGGAGUGGAUCCCCAGUCUGGGGCAGAAGGACACAGAACCCACACGGAUGAAAGAUGAACAGGAUGAACCAAGGACCAGUCAGGAGGAAGAGAAUCAUUUCAAUGAGUUUAUCAAUUCUUACGGCUGUGUAUCAAGUAGCUAUUAUCAGGACCCAACUCAGUCCUCACAUGGAGAGAGAUACUCUCUACCCAGCACCUCAACUGAACAGAUCAAAACAGAACCUUAUGUAGAAGACUAUGGUGUAUCAGAACCAACCAGAGAGCCCCAGCCCUUCUCUGCAGUAGAUACAGAGUGUUCUGCAGCUCAGAGUGAAAACAGAGGACAUAUUGACAGGAUGGAGUGUGGAGGACCUCUGUCAGGUCUAAUGUUAAAGCCACUCAAAUCAAAGAGAACAAAGACAGUAAAAGGACAAGGUUGUCAUAGUGUUAAGGACAGGAAAUUGAACCAUCUAAAAUCACACUCGAGACCCAGUGUAAGCUGGGAUGCUGCUCCUAGUUGUAAGGUAUGUGGAAAGCAAUUUGACUCCAUGGCGUCUUUAUUAAAUCAUGUGCAAGUGCACACACAGGAUAAAGAACAUCUUUGUGGUGUGUGUGGAAAAUUCUGUCAAUCCACAGAAAAUAUGAUAGAUCACCUACAAACUCACAUCGGAGCAAAGUGUUGUCAUGUUUGCGGUAAAUAUUUUGCUUGGGAUGCUUUCCUGAAAAGGCAUUUGAGGAGUCAUACAGGGGAGAAGCCAUUUCGCUGUCAUCAUUGUGGCAAAGGUUUCAGUCAGAGUGGAAACCUGGCUGUGCAUAUGAAGAGCCACUCUGGGGAGAAACCACAUCGCUGCCCUGUUUGUGGCAAAUGUUUCAGCAGAAACCCUGAUCUUACAGUGCACAUCAGGACUCAUACAGGAGUGGAACCAUAUAAGGGCAGUAUUGUGGCCAAGGAUUCAAGCAGAAUUAUCACCGGAAACUACACAUGAAGAUCCACUUGGGAAAACCAUAUCAUUGCCAUCUUUGUGACAUGUAUUUCAGCACUAGCACCCAGUCUAGGGCGUGACCCCUACUAUUCUCUAUUUUGGUUUGGUCAGGGUGUGAUUUGGGUGGGCAUUCUAUGUCCUUUUUCUAUGUUUUGUAUUUCUUUGUUUUGGCCAGGUAUGGUUCUCAAUCAGGGACAGCUGUCUAUCAUUGUCUCUGAUUGGGAAUCAUACUUAGGCAGCCUCUUUUGCCACAUUAGUUGUGGGUAGUUGUCUUUGUUUGUGGCCUGUAUAGCCCAAGUUGUGGUCGUUUUUGUUGGAGACAUUCUUAAUAAAAAUAAAUGUACGCUUACCACGCUGCACCUUGGUCCGGUCAUUUCCCUGACGACGAUCGUGACACAGUCAACCUGGCAUGAGAUUUCACAUGGAAGAGAAGGCUGGCAGAGGCUUUGCAUAGACUGGAAGUUUGGGAGGACAUAUAAUGACAAUGCACAGAAUACUUUAGUGUAGAAAAUACUGACUGUAGACCUGGUUUGUGAUACAUGUUUCACUCAGCCGCUUUAUUGAGGAAAGUUUUUACAUGCAGUGACUGUUAAUAUGUGGUUGUUUUACCUGUUUUGAAUGUACUGACUGUAAGUCACUCUGGGUAAGACAAUGCAAUUAUGUUUCACUGUUAGUCUACACCUGUUGCUUACAAAGUGUGUCACAAAAAGACAAUUGAUUUGAUUUGAUUUCUGCUAAAUGCUUCAAAUGGAUGAAGUCCCCCAGAAGGUCUGAGAACAUUCACAAGAGGGAGAAACCAUAAUAACAACCCGCUGAAAAACCUCCUGACAACACGGCAGUUGUCCCCUGUGUAGGGAGAGUGUUUCAGACAGUACAAGAGGUGCAUUAAAACAUGUCGUUCUCUCAA